Messenger RNA from Entelurus aequoreus (snake pipefish), 2605 nucleotides. Its product is annotated as potassium channel subfamily K member 9-like. Gene Ontology annotation, molecular function: potassium ion leak channel activity. NCBI's taxonomy places the organism in Eukaryota, Metazoa, Chordata, Actinopteri, Syngnathiformes, Syngnathidae. Bases 1 to 1584 code for a protein of 527 amino acids. Gene Ontology annotation, cellular component: membrane. The record is from RefSeq and is a predicted model, not a curated record. The transcript has 2 exons. Gene Ontology annotation, biological process: potassium ion transmembrane transport; stabilization of membrane potential.
AUGCCAGGUCAAACUGCAAGGUACCAAGAUGCCAGGUCACACUGCAAGGUACCAGGUCACCCUGCAAUUGGGACCCAGGUCACACUGCAAGGUACCAAGAUGGCAGGUCACACUGCAAGGUACCAAGAUGCCAGGUCACACUGUAAGGUACCAGGUCACCCUGCAAUUGGGACCCAGGUCACCCUGCAAUUGGGACCCAAGUCACACUGCAAGGUACCAAGAUGCCAGGUCGUACUGCAAGAUACCAAGAUGCCAGGUCACACUGCAAGGUACCAGGUCACCCUGCAAUUGGGACCCAGGUCACCCUGCAAUUGGGACCCAGGUCACACUGCAAGGUACCAAGAUGCCAGGUCGUACUGCAAGAUACCAAGAUGCCAGGUCACACUGCAAGGUACCAGGUCACCCUGCAAUUGGGACCCAGGUCACACUGCAAGGUACCAUGAUGCCAGGUCACACUGCAAGGUACCAGGUCACCCUGCAAUUGGGACCCAGGUCACACUGCAAGGUACCAAGAUGCCAGGUCACACUGCAAGGUACCAGGUCACCCUGCGAUUGGGACCCAGGUCACACUGCAAGGUACCAAGAUGCCAGGUCACACUGCAAGGUACCAAGAUGCCAGGUCACACUGUAAGGUACCAGGUCACCCUGCAAUUGGGACCCAGGUCACCCUGCAAUUGGGACCCAAGUCACACUGCAAGGUACCAAGAUGCCAGGUCGUACUGCAAGAUACCAAGAUGCCAGGUCACACUGCAAGGCUACGGCCACGCGGCGCCAGGCACGGACGCGGGCAAGGCCUUCUGCAUGUUCUACGCCGUGCUGGGCAUCCCCCUGACCCUGGUCAUGUUCCAGAGCCUGGGCGAGCGCAUGAACACCUUCGUCAAGUCCCUGCUGAAGCGCAUCAAGAAGUGCUGCGGCAUGAGCGCCACCGACGUCUCCAUGGAGAACAUGGUGACCGUGGGCUUCUUCUCCUGCGUGGGCACGCUGUGCAUCGGCGCCGCCGCCUUCUCGCACUACGAGGACUGGAGCUUCUUCCAGUCGUACUACUACUGCUUCAUCACGCUGACCACCAUCGGCUUCGGGGACUUUGUGGCGCUGCAGAAGAACCGGGCGCUCCAGAAGAAGCCGCUCUACGUGGCCUUCAGCUUCAUGUACAUCCUGGUGGGCCUCACCGUCAUCGGCGCCUUCCUCAACCUGGUGGUGCUGCGCUUCUUGACCAUGAACAGCGAGGACGAGCGGCGCGACGCCGAGGAGCGAGCCUCGCUGGCCGGGAACCGGAGCAGCACGAUGGUCCGCGUCCAGGACGAGUCUCUGCAGCGAGGGCGGCGGCGGCGCCAGCCUCGCCGCCAGGAGACCAGCGACCUGCACUCGGUGUGCUCCUGCAUGCGCUACAACUCGCACGACUUCUCCCACCGGAACUCGCUGUGCCCCGGUCACUACUUCCACGCCAUCUCCUACAAGAUGGAGGAGAUCUCGCCCAGCACGCUGAAGAACAGCUUCUUCCCCUCGCCCGUCAGCUCGCUGUCGCCGGGCCUCCGCAGCUUGACGGACGACCGGCAGCUGAUGAGGAGGAGGAAGUCCAUCUAGGACAUCAGAAGAUGCUGCUUUGCCAAAUCUCAUUCCAGCACUUUCCCUUUGUUCUCCGCUUCUGCUCCUCAUGGAGAACAUUCCAGCAGGAAGCCAAGCAUGAAGCAUGGAUGUCUAUUUUUCCAAGGGAUUAGCAGAAACUUUGGUCCACACGCGGGAGAAGAUAUUUUUCAUAACUUGAAGAACAGGAGGAUGUUUUCUACAAGCCAUCACCAUCACCAUCAUCACCAUCAUCAUCAUCAUCAUCACGCCAAAACAAAAUGUCUUCUUGUGUCUGCAGUCUGAAAGGAUCAUGCUGCUCCUACUCAGUUCUUCUCCUGGCAAAGCUUCAAUUGCACAACAAUCCAUGUUUCCCCCAACAUGAACCUACUCAGUGGCCUAGUGGUUAGAGUGUCCGCCCUGAGGUGGGUAGGUCGUGAGUUCGAACCCCGGCCGAGUCAUACCAAAGACUAUACAAAUGGGAGCCAUUACCUCCCUGCUUGGCACUCAGCAUCAAGGCUUGGAAUUGGGGGUUAAAUCGCCAAAAGCUGCUGCUCACUGCUCCCCUCACCUCCCAGGGGGUGAUCAAGGGUGAUGGGUCAAAUGCAGAGAAUAAUUUGGCCACACCUAGUGUGUGUGUGUGACAAUCAUUGCUACUUUCCCUUGAACAUUACCAGCAAACAUGUGAAUCUGUUCAUCAAGUCCAGCUUGCGUUAUUUCCUCCCUUCUCAGUUAACAUCAAAUGGCCUUACAAAUAUUUCCAAUUUCUAUCCAUAUUUUAUUUUUCAAUACUCAAACACUAUCCAUAUUCUGACAUAUUUUCAAUAAUUUCGUUUAAAAAAGAUUUCGACAAUCGAUAUUUGAAUGUAUUUGUUCAAAAAACCUUUAAAAAUUAAAAUCUAACCGUUUUUCAUCUUUUUUUUUUAUUACAAAUUCAACUCUACACAUAUUUUUAUUUUUAUAAUUCCAACUGUAUACAUAUUUUAAUGUGUUUUUAUUUAAAAAGUCAACUACAUCAUCCAUACUUUAAUGUAUAUAUUUU